Messenger RNA from Hemibagrus wyckioides, 4556 nucleotides. RefSeq names its product N-acetyltransferase 10 (gene nat10). Gene Ontology annotation, biological process: rRNA acetylation involved in maturation of SSU-rRNA. The record is from RefSeq and is a predicted model, not a curated record. The coding region runs from base 126 to 3185 and encodes 1019 amino acids. The transcript has a single exon. Gene Ontology annotation, molecular function: tRNA binding; ATP binding; 18S rRNA cytidine N-acetyltransferase activity. Gene Ontology annotation, cellular component: nucleolus; 90S preribosome. Lineage: Eukaryota; Metazoa; Chordata; Actinopteri; Siluriformes; Bagridae.
AUCGCGAUGAAACGCACCAGGAAGUAGUCGCUCCAUGUGCGCGAGUCCGGUAGGUGUGUGAGUUGGCUCAUAGAAAUAGUUUUGGCUUUGAAUUGAGCGUUUUUUGGGAAGCACGCUGAUUGAGCAUGGCGACGUACAGGAAGAAGGUCGAUAAUCGGAUUCGUGUCCAGAUCGAGAAUGGAGUCGCGCAGCUGCACCGUACAAUGUUUGUGAUAGUGGGCGAUCACGGUAGGGACCAGGUUGUAAUUCUGCACCACAUGCUCUCCAAGGCCGCAGUGCGGGCUCGACCCUCAGUCUUGUGGUGUUACAAGCACGAACUCGGCUUCAGCAGUAACCGGAAGAAACGGAUGCGGCAGUUGCAGAAAAAGGUCAAAACAGGUACUCUGAAUCUAAAACAAGACGAUCCUUUUGAGCUUUUCAUCGCCGCCACUAAUAUCCGCUACUGCUACUACAAUGAAACACACAAGAUUCUGGGCAACACGUUUGGCAUGUGUGUGCUGCAGGAUUUCGAGGCUAUAACUCCCAACCUUCUGGCUCGGACUAUAGAAACAGUGGAAGGUGGUGGUAUUGUGGUCAUUUUGCUGAGGAGCAUGAACUCUCUGAAGCAGCUGUACACAAUGGCAAUGGACGUGCAUUCUCGUUACCGGACAGAGGCACAUCAGGAUGUUGUGGGAAGAUUCAAUGAACGAUUCAUACUGUCUCUUUCCUCCUGCAAGACCUGUAUAGUAACUGAUGAUCAACUGAACAUUCUGCCAGUCUCCAAACACAAUGCAAACAUCAAACCCGUGCCACCUAAAACGCAAGAUGAUGCUCUGCCACCACACGAGCAGGAACUGAAAGACCUUAAAGAAUCGCUGCAAGACACACCGUCAGUGGGGACGUUAGUGGAAUGCUGUAAAACCAUGGAUCAAGCCAAAGCUGUACUGAAGUUCAUCGAAGCGAUUUCAGAAAAGACUCUGCGGAGCACAGUGGCGCUCACUGCCGCCAGAGGACGGGGCAAGUCCGCAGCACUUGGAUUAGCUAUCGCUGGGGCUGUUUCAUUUGGCUAUUCCAACAUAUUUGUCACGUCACCCAGCCCGGACAAUUUGCACACGUUGUUUGAGUUCAUAUUCAAAGGCUUGGAUGUGCUUCACUACCAGGAACAUCUAGAUUAUGAAAUAGUCCAGUCUUUAAACCCAGAGUUUAAUAAAGCUGUGGUCCGGGUUAACAUCUUUAAGGAACAUCGCCAGACCAUUCAGUACAUCCAUCCUGCCGACGCUGUCAAGUUGGGUCAGGCAGAGUUAGUGGUCAUCGACGAGGCUGCUGCUAUCCCUUUGCCGCUAGUGAAAAACCUGCUUGGGCCUUAUCUUGUGUUCAUGGCUUCUACGAUCAAUGGGUACGAGGGCACAGGGCGCUCUCUUUCCCUCAAGCUGAUCCAGCAGCUGCGGCAGCAAAGCGCAGAAAGCCAGCAGAAUCUGUCAGCUGAAAACCAAGCCACAAGCACGGCCAGACUGGCUUCUGCACGCACACUCCACGAGGUUUCUCUGCAAGAGUCGAUUCGAUACGCUCAGGGAGAUCCUGUUGAGAAAUGGUUGAAUGAACUUCUGUGUCUGGACUGCUUGAGUGUGCCACGCAUCAUUUCAGGCUGCCCGUUACCCGAAACUUGCAAUCUGUAUUACGUGAACCGUGACACUCUGUUCUGUUACCACAAAGCGUCCGAAGCCUUCCUCCAGCGUCUCAUGGCACUCUACGUAGCGUCUCACUACAAGAACUCUCCCAAUGACCUGCAGAUGCUCUCGGAUGCUCCAGCUCACCAUCUUUUCUGCUUGCUGCCUCCUGUUCCACACACGCAUAACUCUCUGCCCGAGGUCCUGGCAGUUGUGCAGGUGUGCUUAGAGGGGGAGAUAUCCCAGCAAUCCAUCCUCAACAGCUUGUCCAGAGGGAAGAAGGCUUCCGGAGAUCUCAUUCCUUGGACUGUAUCAGAGCAAUUUCAGGAUUCUACGUUUGGGAGCCUCUCUGGUGGAAGGAUAGUGCGAAUCGCGGUGAACCCUGACUACCAGGGGAUGGGUUAUGGGACCCGUGCUGUGCAGCUCCUGCAGCAGUAUUAUCAGGGACAGUUUGCCCUCUUGGAUGACAAGCAGCCAACCUCAGUUUCGUUCAACUCUGUCAGCAGCGAGUCCAUGAGCCUCUUAGAAGAGGUUGUGUCACCUCGAAAGGAUCUGCCGCCCCUCUUGUUGAAGCUGAAUGAGAGGCCUGCUGAAAGACUGGACUACUUGGGUGUCUCAUAUGGCCUCACAGGCCAACUGCUGAAAUUCUGGAAAAAGGCUGGAUUUGUUCCAGUGUAUUUAAGACAAACACAGAACGACCUGACAGGCGAGCACUCGUGUAUAAUGCUGAAGGAACUGAACACAGAGGAUUCGGCAGAACAGAGUCGGUGGCUGCCGGCGUUCUGGAAGGAUUUCCGAAGGAGAUUCCUCUCGCUGCUCUCCUACCAGUUUAGCAGUUUCAGCCCCACGUUAGCGUUAAACAUCCUACAGAACAAGAACAUCAAAGAAGACAACCCAAGUACACUAACGGUCGCAGAACUAACAGCCCAGUUCAUCCCGUACGAUCUGAGUCGUUUGGAAAUGUACUCCCGAAACAUGGUGGACUACCACCUGAUUAUGGACAUGGUGCCUGCCAUCGCCCGGAUGUUCUUCCUCAAACAACUGGGACAUCUCUCGCUGUCUGCCGCACAGUCUGCUCUGCUCUUGGGAAUUGGUUUGCAGCACAAAUCUGUAGAUAAUCUAGAAAAAGAGAUUAAGCUACCCAGCUCUCAGCUCAUGGGCCUGUUCAACCGGCUUAUGCGUAAAGUAGUCCAGAUGUUCAACGCCACCCAGGAGAAGGCGGUCGAGGCGGAGAUGGCCCCCGUCAAAGACGUUAACAUGGAGCCGACUGCCGAGGCACUGCACAAAGAACUGGACGAAGCUGCCAAAGCGUUUGAAGAGAAACACAAGGAAGACAUGAAGAAGAUUAAGGAUAUGGAUCUUUCUCAGUACAUGAUUCGAGGUGAUGAUGAAGAGUGGACUCAAGUGCUAAAGAAAGCAGGCAACACGGCAAUUGUGAGCAUCAAGAGCGAUAAGAAGCGCAAGAUGGAAGAGGUGAACCAGAAGGAGUGGCAGGGCAAGAAGAUGAAGAAAAGCAACAAGAAAAAGGGAAAAUUUUGAAAGGAAUUAUAAAGUACUAGACAAUGUUUUUCUGUCUUUCUUUCUUUUCUUUUUUUAAACGAUUAGUUAUUUGUACUGAACUGUGCAUCACUUCAUUACUUUGAAAACGUCCUCACCUUUCAAAAUUUUUUCAUUAUUUUCUAACUCAAGCAUAAUUUCCAACAAAACUCUAUCUACAGUUCAUUUUCCACAUUUUCUGUACUAUUCUCGAAGCUAAUCAGUUCAAAACCAUUCAUUUAUUAUUCAUCAAACAUAUUUUACAUAUUUUUGUUUUUCAUAAUUUAAAAGAAGGUUAAAACUGUAACCUAAAUAAAUAAUCACAACUGAUUUACACAGGCCUUUUGUUCUAUCGCUUUGUUACCAUCUACACGUAAGAGGAAAUCGUUUGCAUCGUAUUGUUGCAUUGCAUUUGUUUUCUACCACCUUCGGUGUGGUUUAAUUCUGAGGUUACUGUAUGUGUGGAGUUAUAGUGCAUGAACUUCUUGUGGGUUUUGUACAAUUUCCUAAAAACAUGCCGCACUGAAUAAGGGGUGUGUGGGUGGGUGUUUCCGGGAAAUUCUCCAGGCAUGACAUGACCCUGACCAGGAGAAAAGAAGAUGAAUAAAUGUAGAAACAAGCUGCAAAAGAGAAAAGCUUUGCUCUGAAAUGCCAUACUCUAAGUUACUUUCUUUCUCAAACUUCCCGCCCAUAAAAUAUUACAUGAUUGUAUGCAAAAGUAAAUACAUCUGAAAGUCAGUUAUAUAUAAAUGUUGUGUAGAAUUCUGAGCAUUCACAUCAUUUACUGUUUUCCAAAAAGUACAUGAUGCAUCUGAGGAAGGACAAGGACUUGCUUAACAAUGUAGAAAUUUGAACCUACAACCUUUUGAAAAGCAAAACAGCGCCUUAACCACUGACCUGUUGCUACCACUGUGUAGAGUUCAUUGGUGUGUGAAUCACCUGAUUCAAAGACAUGUUUUUAAGUGAUAUGUGACACAUGCAUGUGUCUGUGUACAGUAGAUGUGCAAAUAUAUAUUUUUCCUAGUUUCAUUUUUUUGUGCUUUAGAUUAACUCUGCAUAAAUGAAGUGUGGAUUUUUGAGAGAUGGUACUAUGUUUUGGUUCUGUCUUCGAACGUUUAUGUAUAAACAUCAGAAAGACGCAUUGAUAUAUUGGGUAAUGGUUAAGUGAGGUUAGUGUUUUGACAUAAAAUAUGUUUACAGAGUAUUCAGGAACAUGUAAGUGAUUGUACAAAAAAGAAUAAGAUAAGAUCCAAACAGUAUACAUUGUUUUAUAACGGUCAUAUAGCCUUUAGCAAUUAAUAAACAAACCACGACACAAUGUGUGCACCUCAUUAUGAUUGUCCGAUUAUUGACAAAAUAAAAAAUUGACCAGUA